AUGUGCAGGUCAAAGAAGACCACGAGUGUGAUCGAGCCAUCGCACAGAAGCAAAGCCUAUAAAUCAUCACCAACUUCAACCUUGUUCACUCGGUCAAGCAAUUCCACAAGCACCACAAUAACCAGCUCCAGCUACGGUAUCUCCACAUCGAAUUCAUCGGUGUUGUCACUCAAAUCCCCCCUGUCGGUCCUGCCGGAAAACCCACAUAUCUACGAGUUCUCCGAGAUUCGUACGGCUACAAACAACUUCUUAGCUAAACCCUUUUCAUCUUCAUCCUCCUCGUCAACCUCCUGGCGGUGCAAUCUCCGGGGCAAAGACGUCGUCGUUUUUCAGCGGAAGAUGCGCCGGAUAAUAAACACGUCGGAGCUCUCUCAUCGGCUCUCGGUCAUUUCCCGGAGCCACCAUAGCAGUCUCGUCAAAUUACUGGGUGCUACACUUUCAUCGAAUUACGUCUUCCUCGUGUACGAGUACGUGCCGGGAGCGAACCUCGUGACUUGCUUGCGGAAUCCCAGGAACCCAGAUUUCACAGUGCUUUCCCGGUGGGUAUUGCGAGCCCAAAUCGCGGCGGAUUUCGCGCAUGGUCUGGAGUAUAUCCACCAUUGCUCGGGUCUGGACUCGACUUUCGUCCAUAACCAUAUACAGAGCACGAGCAUAAUCGUCACCGAAGAUCCUCUCAGGGUCAGAAUCUGCCAUUUCGGCACGGCGGAGCUCUGCGAAGCCAGAGACGUCACCGACCGUCCCAUUCUGUCGAAGUCGAAAAGCAACGGACUGAAGAUAGAGGGGACGAAGGGGUACAUGGCGCCGGAGUUGAAGGUGACGGGGGUGUCAACGCAGAAGUCCGACGUGUAUGCUUUUGGGGUUGUGCUGUUGGAGUUGAUUUCGGGGAAAGAGGCGUUGAAGUACGACUGUGAUGAGAGUGCGGCCGGUGGGUAUAGGAGUGCGAACAUCAUCGACAGUGCGCGAGAGGUGGUGGGUGGAGGUGGCGUCGGGUUGAGAAGGUGGGUUGAUAGGAGACUGAAGGAUUCGUACCCGGUGGAGGUGGCGGAGAAGAUGGUGUUGGUGGGGCUGGAGUGCGUGAAGCAGGAUCCGGAGGAGAGACCUGAUAUGGGUCGAGUUGCCGGGUUGAUGUCAAAAUUGUAUCUUGAAUCAAUGGAGUGGGAACAGAAGAUAGUCUUGCCCGUUGAGUUCUCUGUGUCAAUGGCACCCAGAUGA
Molecule: messenger RNA, 1212 nt
Organism: Carica papaya (papaya)
Lineage: Eukaryota; Viridiplantae; Streptophyta; Magnoliopsida; Brassicales; Caricaceae
Product: lysM domain receptor-like kinase 3
Biological process (GO): protein phosphorylation
Molecular function (GO): protein kinase activity; ATP binding
Source: RefSeq, a predicted model, not a curated record